AUGACAAUUAAGGGAGGCUCAAACAAGGCCUGCGCUGCGUGCAAGUUUCAGAGAAGAAGAUGCUCAAAAGAGUGCCCUCUGGCUCCUUAUUUCCCUUCAGAUCAACCUAAAAAAUUCAGCAAUGCUCACCGUUUGUUUGGAGUCGCCAACAUCAAGAAAAUCCUGGAACUGGUAGAGCCAAGACAGAGGGACGAAGCCAUGAAAUCUAUUAUCUUUGAAUCUGAUAUGCGAGAACAGUUUCCGGUUCUGGGCUGUUUAGGAGUCAUAUGGAGCUAUAAUGAUCAGAUACUCGCCGCCAUGGAGGAACUACGUUAUUUGAAAACGAGACUUGCCGUUUACAAAGAACAAUUUCAUUAUCAAAUUUCUCCUUCUACGCCAUUGGAAUGUAUGCCUGCUGGUACAGAUACGUUGUCAGUGUCGAACCACUUGCAAUAUAACAACAAUAACAAUCAAAUUGUUAUGUUUGAUGACGGUGGCGGUGGAAAUGAAGUCUUUGGUCUUCAACAAUCCUUCAGUUCCAUGGCCGCGCAGUCCUCAAAUUUUAUAGUUAAUCAAUCAGAAAUGGACACAGUUGAAUAUGGUGAUCUUAAUCCUUAUAAUGUAAUGGCUGAUGACAAACAACUGUUUAUCGAAUACAGGGAAGAAGAUCUAUGUGAGUCAAGUAAGGAGCCAUCAUUGAGAGAAGGGAAGUGUCAUAUUGAGCGUGGUUCGAGGAAUGAACUCAAAAGUGCAGCAGCAUACUUGGGUUUGACGAGUGUAAAAGGAUGA
Messenger RNA from Neltuma alba, 768 nucleotides. RefSeq names its product LOB domain-containing protein 22-like. Bases 1 to 768 code for a protein of 255 amino acids. The record is from RefSeq and is a predicted model, not a curated record. The transcript is spliced from 2 exons. NCBI's taxonomy places the organism in Eukaryota, Viridiplantae, Streptophyta, Magnoliopsida, Fabales, Fabaceae.